CCAAGGGCGGGACUUCAAGGCCGGAAGCGCCAAUCUUCCUCUCGCUCCUCUUCCGGUUCACUUCCGCCUACCCCUCCCAAGCUCGGGGACCGGAAGCUCCUCUCUCUAACCCGAUUCUCCUAAUUGAGUUGAAACCCGGGAGACGUCAAGAUGCCGGCUUACCACUCUUCUCUCAUGGACCCCGACACCAAGCUCAUUGGCAACAUGGCGCUGCUGCCCAUCAGAAGUCAGUUCAAAGGACCCGCCCCGAGAGAGAUUCUUUGGGGAUUUCUACAGCUAACGAAUGACCUGUUCCUCUUCCUUAGAGGACUGGAUUCCAACCAAAUUGGAAUUAUGGAUGAAUCAAAAGACACAGAUAUUGUGGAUGAAGCCCUCUAUUACUUCAAGGCCAAUGUCUUCUUCAAAAACUAUGAAAUUAAGAAUGAAGCUGAUAGAACCUUGAUAUACAUCACUCUCUACAUUUCUGAGUGUCUAAAGAAACUCCAAAAGUGCAAUUCCAAAAGCCAAGGUGAGAAAGAGAUGUAUACACUGGGAAUCACUAAUUUUCCCAUUCCCGGAGAGCCUGGAUUUCCCCUGAACGCAAUUUAUGCCAAACCUGCAAACAAACAGGAAGACGAAGUGAUGAGGGCCUAUUUGCAGCAGCUAAGACAAGAGACUGGAUUGAGACUUUGCGAGAAAGUUUUUGAUCCUCAGAAUGAUAAGCCUAGCAAGUGGUGGACUUGCUUUGUGAAGAGACAGUUCAUGAACAAGAGUCUUUCAGGACCUGGACAGUAAAGAGAGCUGGGCAGACCGUUUCCACAACCGUGGGCCACAUUUUACAGCAAAACGUACACAGUUCUUUGCCUUUAUUUCAUAAAGUUUUAUACAGAAGAGAGAAGAGAACAUGUCUUUACAUGAAAGUUUCAUUAUCAAGAAUUUGGGGGUGGGGUGGGGUGGGGAGAACGAACUGUCAAAGGGUGAUUUGAAAUUUUCUGCAGUAUUAAGCUGGUGCUUAAUAAGUAGUAAUAAAGGAAUUUCUAACAU
Messenger RNA from Pipistrellus kuhlii (Kuhl's pipistrelle), 1023 nucleotides. It is a transcript of the gene ARPC3, whose product is annotated as actin related protein 2/3 complex subunit 3. Gene Ontology annotation, cellular component: cytoskeleton; Arp2/3 protein complex. Gene Ontology annotation, biological process: regulation of actin filament polymerization; Arp2/3 complex-mediated actin nucleation. The coding region runs from base 151 to 774 and encodes 207 amino acids. The transcript has 8 exons. The record is from RefSeq and is a predicted model, not a curated record. Gene Ontology annotation, molecular function: actin filament binding. NCBI's taxonomy places the organism in Eukaryota, Metazoa, Chordata, Mammalia, Chiroptera, Vespertilionidae.